This is a messenger RNA of Ictalurus punctatus (channel catfish), 2081 nucleotides long. It is a transcript of the gene st3gal7, whose product is annotated as ST3 beta-galactoside alpha-2,3-sialyltransferase 7. The transcript is spliced from 7 exons. The record is from RefSeq and is a predicted model, not a curated record. Bases 205 to 1350 code for a protein of 381 amino acids. Lineage: Eukaryota; Metazoa; Chordata; Actinopteri; Siluriformes; Ictaluridae. Gene Ontology annotation, molecular function: lactosylceramide alpha-2,3-sialyltransferase activity.
UGAAUCAUUAACCCUGACUGUCAAGGAUCAGUCAGAGAUAAACACUCGCAUAACUGCUGUUUAGAGUCACAGAGUUGAACUGUCACCAGUCUCUCUUCUGCUCAACCCUGACUGCUCUUUUAGGCCAAGAAUCACAAAUAAGAUCUGAAAAGCGAAGAGGAAUGCUCAGGAAGUGUUCAUAGAAGCUUGGGAUCCUGUGUCUAGAUGGAGACUUUAAAGCACCUGAGCGUGAAGAAGCAUGAGGGAAACGAUGUUCCACUGCUGGCUGACGCAGACAGUGCCAAGAGCCCAGGCAUUAAACACUGGAGAGAGUCCAGUCAAUUCUUCCUCACACAAAGGUGGAAAAACCUUGGCCUGAGCUUCACUCUACUCCUGAGCUGUUAUUCAGCAAUCCUUGUCCCUGCUUAUCUGCCUACUAAACAACUGACCUGGACUGAAAGCUCCACAGAAGACUAUUUGGACAUAUUGAAUCGCUCAGCAGCUCUACUGUCUCGGCCAUGUAUAAGCGGCUUUACCAAGACAAAGCUGCAGAAAGUGCUGAAUUUGGACAGCCUGCUUCAGAUUCCUGUGUUCCUGCAGAAUGAGACCAGACACUGGGAACUGGCACCUCCACUUGGUCUGCUAGGCAGUGAGGGUACGUUGGCACAGACACUUAGAGUUCUGCCCCACUCUGGACUGCCCUCUGUGCCAGACAGGUGUAGAAGAUGUAUGGUGGUUGGGAGUGGUGGAAUCUUACAUGCCAAACAUCUUGGAGCCCAUAUUGAUAAAUAUGACAUCAUUAUAAGAAUAAACAAUGCACCAGUGUUUGGAUUUGAGGAAGAUGCAGGCUCAAGAACCACAAUUCGAUUGACAUAUCCUGAAGCAGCAUCCUUCUUGCAACAAGAAUAUCAGAACACAGACAUAGUAGCUGUAGUUGUAUUCAAGAGGCUGGAUUUAGAGUGGUUGACCUCUAUUGUAACAAAAAAGCCUUUGAGCUGGUGGACUAAACUGUGGUUCUGGAGAGAUGUUGUAAGUGAUAUUCCACUUCAGCCAGGAAACUUUCGCAUCUUGAACCCUGAAAUACUCAGCCGUACCUGGCACGUGAUGCAAAAUUAUGGAAAACAUGAAAGCAAGACGGUGCCUACUCUAGGCUUCACUGGCAUUGUGGUGGCACUACAGCUGUGUGAUGAAGUCAGCAUGGCAGGCUUUGGCUAUGACUUUAAACAUCCUGGAUCACUGCUGCAUUACUAUGGGACUGUGCGCAUGGACCACAUGAUGGCACAAGUUGUGCACGAUGUCAGCGCAGAGCGCAGUUUACUGCGGGGCCUUGUCAAAUCUGGAGUCGUGCAUGAUGUCACAGGUGCACUGUGAUUAACAGUGGACCUCAUUUAUCAAACGGGAUAUCAAUUAUUUUAUUAAUAAAAGGUUCGCAAGAAUGUUUGCACAAGAAAUUGUGUAUUCAUAAAAAUCCUGUGUGUUAAAAUGUUUGCAUCCUAUGAGAGUUCCCGAGUUUGUGUAUAAGGAGACACUAAUGUAAACCUCAAUUAUUCAGCUUCAGAACAUGUAAUUGGCAAUGAGUUACUGCACAUUUAUAUAUGGAUUACGUUUUCAAGCUUAAAUGGCGUUUUUAUUUCACUUGCACACAUGAAUUUAAUGAAUAUUUUGUGACUUGGCUCUUUCAUAUUAAUGACUUGAAAGAAAGUGAUCCAAGAGGACAAAAGAAAUGACGGCCUAUAAAAUGAGUUAAAAAGACUGUGCAUGUGGUAGCCGACACACUACAAUGGCUGAACUGCGUUAUUGGACGAUUUUGCAGACACUGCACAUAGAUGAUUUAUUUUCAUAAUUUUGUUGUCAUUUUGGUGUUUUCAGCUCUGUGAGCUUUUAGCCUUUCUACUGUGGGUGUUACUAAAGGUAAUCCAGCUGUGUCAUGAACGCAUUUGGUACUUUACGGGUGUUUGGCAUUUUAUCACCAUCCGCCUGUGAAGAUGAAGAAAAUCUGAGUUAUCAACACUUCUGGCAAGAUUCAUUUAUUUGAUUUUUUACUUUGGUUUGGUCUACAAAACCACUUACACACAACUUUAUUAAAAACGAUAUUAAAUGAG